Trichomycterus rosablanca is the source of this 3554-nucleotide messenger RNA. It is a transcript of the gene cntn2, whose product is annotated as contactin 2. The transcript is spliced from 23 exons. Gene Ontology annotation, molecular function: cell-cell adhesion mediator activity. Bases 201 to 3320 code for a protein of 1039 amino acids. The record is from RefSeq and is a predicted model, not a curated record. Gene Ontology annotation, biological process: cell-cell adhesion; axon guidance; brain development. Lineage: Eukaryota; Metazoa; Chordata; Actinopteri; Siluriformes; Trichomycteridae. Gene Ontology annotation, cellular component: plasma membrane; axon.
AUCUGAUCUGGUAUCGCGGGCCGCGUCAUUCUGUUACUUGCGCAGAUCGCACCGGACUGACGCGCAUCAUCACAACAUCAGCACCAAACAAGGGGGUAGAAAUCGCAUCCUCAUCCUUUAUCCCCGACUCAUCCCGACUCAUCCCGACUCCGAUCUGCCGCUCGCUAAGGAGCCGAGCUGGGUGUGUCUGCAGAACAAGGAUGACUCUAUUUUUUUUGCUAGCCUUCACCUUGCUGGCUUUAAGCUCCGCCAUGGGUGGGGAGGUGUGUGUGUCGGGUCACGACAGUGGGCCGGCGUUCGAGGAGCAGCCGACCAGCCUGAUUUACCCGGAGGGGCUACCUGAGGGUAAGGUGACACUGAAUUGCCAGGCGAGAGCCAGUCCUCCUGCUACCUACAGGUGGCGUGUGAACGGAACAGACGUAGUGAUAAGCGAGGACUCUCAGUACACCCUGGUGGCUGGAAACCUGGUGAUCAAUAACCCACAGCAUGGGCGCGACGCCGGAACCUAUCAGUGCCUCGCCAUCAACCGCUGUGGCACCAUCGUGAGCCGUGCUGCCAACCUCAAAUUCGGCUACCUUCAUGAUUUCCCCUCGGAAAAAAGGAAUCCUCAGACAGUUCAUGAAGGCUCCGGAACCUCCGUGGCGUGUCAGCCCCCGGCUCAUUACCCCGCUCUCUCCUACCGCUGGAUCCUGAAUGACUUUCCAAGCUUUGUGCAGCCAGACGGUGGCAGGUGGUUUGUGUCCCAGGUGACGGGCAACUUGUACCUGGCCAACGCCAAAUUCAACGACACUGGCAAUUACUUCUGCCUCACAACUAUUAACAUGGACAUCAGCACCAAGAGCACAUUUAGCAAAGCCGUCCAGCUCACCGUGCAGUCUGAUGCUAAUCCCAGAAAGUCAGCCCCGAGCAUGCGUGUGCGCUUCCCCUCUGAGACAUACGCGCUGGCAGGACAGACCACACAGCUGGAGUGCUUCGCCUACGGCAAUCCCACCCCUAAGCUGCGCUGGAGGAAAGUGGAUGGAGUCUUACCGUCUAAAGUUGGAGCGAGUGCGGAUGGCCCCAUCCUGACAAUUCCUGAUCUGAGCUUUGAUGACGAGGGCAUUUAUGAAUGCGAGGCCUACAGCUCAGAGGGGCGGGAUACACACCAGGGGCGCAUUUCUGUCCAAGCUCAACCAGAGUGGCUGCAGGUCAUGAGUGAUUCCGAAGUGGAGAUCAGUUCUGAGCUGCACUGGAGUUGCCUAGCUGCAGGAAAACCGAGACCCAUCAUCCGCUGGCUUCGUAAUGGACUUCCUCUGACCACACAGGACCGUGUGGAAGUAAACAACGGUCACUUGAAGAUCGGCAACCUGGCGUUGGAAGAUUCUGGGAUGUACCAGUGCGUGGCCGAGAACAAACACGGCACUAUUUAUUUUAAUGCAGAACUUAGGGUCCAAGUCCAGGCUCCUGAUUUUAGGCAGAACCCUGUAAGAAAGCUGGUCCCUGCAGCCCGUGGAGGCCAGGUGAAGAUGGAGUGUAAACCACGUGCUGCUCCCAAACCGACGCUCUUCUGGAGCCGCGGAACUGAGCUCCUCACUAACAGCAGCAGGGUUACAGUUACUCCGGACGGGGUUCUGUGGAUCUUUAACAUUAGCCGGGCUGAUGAAGGGAAGUACACCUGCUUUGCUGAGAACUACCUGGGCAAAGCCAACAGCACUGGCCACCUUUCAGUAAGAGAUGCAACCAAGAUCAAACUAGCGCCUUCCAACGCUGACAUCAACCAGGGGGAAAACGUCACGCUGCAGUGUCAUGCAUCGCAUGAUCCAACCAUGGAUCUCACCUUCACCUGGUCCCUCAACGGGGUUCUGCUCGACCUGGAACAGCUAAAUGGGCACUACCAGCGUGUGGAGGGUAAAGAAACCAUCGGCGAUUUGGUUAUUGUGAGCACCCAGUUGAGCCAGGCGGGUAUCUACACAUGCUCAGCACAGACGGUGGUGGACAGCGCAGUGGCGUCUGCCAGGCUGGUGGUGAGAGGCCCUCCGGGGCCCCCGGGAGGUUUGGUGGUGAAGAACGUGAAUGAAACGGCGGUGGAGCUCAGGUGGAGCCGGGGUUAUGACAAUCACAGCCCCAUCGGGAAGUAUGUCAUCAUGGGCCGCUCGGAGCAUUCACACGACUGGAAGAGAAUGAGGACAGACCCAACCAACAUCGAGGGCAAUGCUGAAUCAGCCCGGGUGAUUGACCUACGACCUUGGAUGGACUAUCAGUUUCAGGUUAUCGCCAGCAACAUUCUGGGCAGCGGGGAGCCAAGCAUGCCCUCGCACCCUGUCCGGACCAAACAGGCAGCGCCCACAGUGGCACCUAGUGGACUGGGUGGUGGAGGAGGCGACCGCAAUGAGCUCAUCAUCACAUGGACACCCAUGGCGAGGGAAUACCAGAAUGGCGACGGCUUCGGGUACAUCCUGGCAUUCCGGCAGCUGGAAGCACCGACGUGGACGGUGGUGCGCAUUCCAGACGUGGAGUCCUCACGUUACGUGUACAGUAAUCAAAGCCUGACGCCGUACAGCCCCUUCGAGGUCAAGAUCAAAGCCUAUAACAGGAAAGGAGAAGGACCUUUUAGUCAGAUAGCAGUGGUGCACUCUGCAGAAGAAGAGCCCACGGUGACUCCACGCAGGAUCAAUGCGACGGCACUAACAGCCUUCGAGAUCCAGGUCUCCUGGGAACCCGUCCAGCAUUUAAGUAGCAACGGAGUACUGCGCGGUUAUGAGAUCCGGUACUGGCGGCAACACGAGAGGGAAGCAGCAGCAGACCGGGUUCGAACAGCAGGUCUGGAGAACGCAGCACGUGUAUCUGGGUUAAGACCCAACACGCUCUAUCACGUAACCGUUCUGGCUUACAACAGUGCCGGCACGGGGCCACCUUCUCCACGGACCACCGUCAUCACCAAGAAACCUCCCCCUAACCGUCCUCCAGGGAACGUCUCAUGGAAGACUGAUGGUUCUUGGGUAACAGUAAGAUGGGAUCACGUCAGAUCUAUGGACAAUGAGUCAAUGGUGCAAGGAUACAAAGUUCUAUACAAGUACGAAGGACAGUCAGUUCUAAAAGUCCUGGACAAAGGCAAGACAUCGGUCAAUCUGCCCCUGCCCAAAGAUAACGGCUACGUGGUUCUCGAGAUUCGCUCUUGGGGGGAAGGAGGUGACGGGGCUGCCCAUGAGAUCAUAGUGUCUCGAGAUACAGGAACUGGAAUGAUGGUUCAGAAAAACACUGCUGGGAUUUCCAGACUCUGCAGUUCCUUAUUUCUUCUGUGGACCACGCUGGUUUUAAUUCCGACCGUGAUCAGCCAGUGAAAUACCCAGUAAUACCACACAGACGAAGGCUACGUAAAUACACUCCACGAGGGCUAGGACUUUGGGCACUGGGAUCUCACUGAGGAUUGGGGUGGUUGGGGUGGUUGAGCAGGUGGGGGUUUAAUAUUAAAUGAGGCGAAUGGUAUUUGUUUGAACCUUUUUUAUAUAUAAAUAAUACUUUUUUAAACAUUCUGAGAUAGGCUAGUCAUGCGGUUGUGUGGGAUUUGGGCGGUG